AUGUCUUCUGCAGCUGAUAAUUACAAAUCAUUACCAGUAACCGUUGAGAAACCAAUUCCGGUGACGUAUGAUCUUGGAAAUCUAACUGUUUUUGAUUCUAAUGUGCUGGACAAAAAUGAGCUAGACUCUUCAAAUGCUAAGCGUGAAGAAAACCUAAGAAAUAUUACUCGUGACAAUGUGCAGCUGUUAAUAAAUCAAAUAUUAUCUCUGCCUAUAAGGAAUACAACAGACUCUGUAGGUGGAUCCAAUUCACAAAGCGCAACAAUGACACUGGUUCAAUUGCCAGACCCAAGUAGCGAACUUCCCAGAGAAAAGCCUCUACCUAAACCCAAAGCGCCAACUAAAUGGGAACAAUUCGCUGCUAAGAAGGGCAUUAGACCUAAGGAACGCGCAGGGAAAAUGGUUUACGAUGAGGAAGCCGGAGAAUGGGUUCCAAAAUGGGGUUACAAGGGUGCCAAUAAGAAACUUGAUGAUCAAUGGCUUGUUGAGGUUGACGACAAUGUGAAGAAUACCGAAAAUGAGCUCAUUGACCCAAGAACACUAAGCAGAGCCGAAAGAAAGAAAUUGGUCAAAAAGAACGAACUACAACACAAACGGAAUUUGAGACAAAGGUAG
Lachancea fermentati is the source of this 615-nucleotide messenger RNA. NCBI's taxonomy places the organism in Eukaryota, Fungi, Ascomycota, Saccharomycetes, Saccharomycetales, Saccharomycetaceae. The record is from the annotation of a GenBank genome assembly.